Fusarium poae is the source of this 1881-nucleotide messenger RNA. RefSeq lists its product as uncharacterized. The coding region runs from base 1 to 1881 and encodes 626 amino acids. The record is from RefSeq and is a predicted model, not a curated record. The transcript has a single exon. NCBI's taxonomy places the organism in Eukaryota, Fungi, Ascomycota, Sordariomycetes, Hypocreales, Nectriaceae.
AUGGACCUAUUUCCUGAUGGACCCUUUCCAUACAAAGCCCUUGAACAAGAUGAGAUACGACUAAUCCAUGUUCAGUCCAGCGACACAGAACUGAUCUCUCUUGACCUUCGCACUGUACAAGCUCCAGCUAACCAAAGAUUCUGGGCUUUGUCAUAUGUGUGGGGACCAACCGACAACCCUGCCACGGUUCUCCUCAAUGAACAACCAUUCAGCAUCACAAGGAAUCUUUAUCAUGCUCUCUAUGAGUAUCGGCGCUAUAUAUUCACGAAUGAACUAAAUGCGACAAGUGCAUGGUUAUGGGUCGAUGCUAUCUGCAUCAACCAGAAUGAUCAAGUCGAAAAAUCCGUCCAAGUUCCCCGCAUGUCAGAGAUUUACGGUAAAUGCGAGCGCGUACUAGCAUGGCUAGGCCCGGUUGACGACGAGGAGGAGAUGCCAGUCUGCAAAUUAGCAGAGAAGUUGAUUAAUUUUGUAUCAUCGGUUGACCAAGAUCAUAUCGAAGACAAUCGGAUCGCAUCAUUUCUGAAGCUUGGGAAGUCAGGUGCUGAACCUGCGGCUGAAGUUGAGUUGGUUCGAAAGGCAUUGAGAUCAAUUGGUCACCGCCCAUGGUUUCGACGAAUCUGGAUUCUUCAAGAGGCUGUUCUGGCACAGAAAGCGCCUAUAUUGCUUUGCGGACAGCAUGAAUUUGGGUACGACAUUUUUUUCAAGACUUGGGUUCUGAUGCUCAAUCCGUCAGAGGAUGGACAACUUCUUUAUUCAUUCAUGACGGAGAACCCUGUCAGGUUCAAAGCUAUCGAAUUAGCGUACAAGAAGAUUUUGCAGAACAGAAGCGAAACUGAUCAAGAACAAAAGAAAGACUUGGUCGCUCAACAAAAGCAGUGCGCGAUUGACAUCUUGAAGCUGUUGAAUGAAGCGACCGAGUUGGAGGCGACUGUUCCUCAUGACCGUUUGUAUGCACUACUUGGUCUUUUGGCUUGUGAUCCCUUACCACGAGCUCUUCAACCGGAUUAUACAAAGUCUUUUGAGAGACUUUGCUACGAUUUCGUGGUGUUUAUCCUCGAACAAACGAAAGAUGUCCGGGUCUUGAACCUAGGCACAGCAGGCUGCUUUACAGACGUGCCCUCUUGGACUCCCGAUCUCCGAGAGAACUGGAUGGCAAAGGCAAAUCUCGCGCCUAGUCGUGCAAGUUUCUUUCGAAUGGCACCAAAUAGAAAGAUUCUUACAUUGCCUGCAAUCAUACUUGGUGUGUGUAUCUCAACCAGCAGUCCUGUUACUCCAGAUACAGAUUCUGGCAUUAUACCAACGUCAGCAUUUUUACGAUUCGACGAAUCUAUCAUCGCACCGGCUGCAGCGAUACGGAGAGUCACUCGCAUGUCGGUUAUGACUGAGUGGCUCAAAUACCACUUUUCAAGCAUAUAUACCGAUACACAAUUGGAACAAAAUCCUGCAAUUGUGCAACGGAUUAUGCUGGCAUAUACUUGUAUGGUCCAUCAUCAGCCCAUCUCGUCUCUUGGUACGAGAUAUGGUACUGAAGAACAGUUACAGGGUGCAUUUGGUAUGGUGACAGACCCAAUCAUUCAAAAAGCCUUGGUUGGUUGCAGUAAUUUCGUCUUACAAGAUGGAACAGGAGGAAGGCUACUUCACGAUACUAACAUGGCAGUCAUCGGAGAUAAGAUUUGCGUUUUCCAAGGUCUUUCUACUCCCUUCUUGAUAAGAUCGAAUGACGCAGGUACGGAUUGGAGGAUCAUCGGCCAGGUUUCGAAAUGGGAAACAAACGGAGCAUAUCUACCUGAGGAAGUACUGGAACGAUAUCAUCAGUCAUUCGAACAAUAUCACUUGGGGAAUGCGACUGAGUAUAACGUCAAGAUGUUAGACCUACAAUAA